CGGGGCCGUGCGGGGCGGCGGCGAGGGCCCGGCCGCGCGGCCUGACGUCACCGGCCGGGGCGGCUAUAGGCUGCGGGCGGCGCUCCCCGAAGCGGCGGCGGCUCCGCUCUGCGCGCUCACUCCGCGCUGCCGCAGCCCCCGCGCCCGCGGCGCCCGGGCGCUUCCUCGCUGCCUCUGCCGGCGCAGGCUGCUCUGUCACUUUAGAGCGAGCGUCGGGCUGAGCCGGCAGGAUCCCGGGCAUUUCCAGCGAGCGCUUGCCAGCAGCCCGGCACUGAUUGAAAUUUAGGCAUCUUCAAAGAGGGGAGGAAGAUCCUCGUCUUCCGAAGCCUCCUCAAUGAGUGCCAAGCUCUCCAAGGAGUUGAGGCUGUCCCUGCCACCUUGUCUCUUGAACAGGACAUCUGCCACCUUAAACACCAGCAGCACCUGCAUCACGCAAGUGGGUCAACUCUUCCAGUCCUUCUCAUCCACCCUUGUUUUAAUUGUCCUGGUCACCCUCAUCUUCUGCCUGAUCCUCCUCUCUCUCACCACCUUCCACAUCCACAAGAGGAAGAUGAAGAAGCGGAAAAUGCAAAAGGCUCAGGAGGAGUAUGAACGGGACCACUGCACCCGCAGCAGCAAUAGCAGCAGCCAGCACCCUGAGACAGGGGUGCAGGUAGAUGCACCCCAAGGAAGAGACAGCCGGCUGGGAAGAACCCCCGAGGACUCGGAGAUCCAGCACCCCUCUUCCUCAGCAGCCCCAAGCUCCCAGCAAGCACGGGCUUGUUUGGACACAGCUGGUGCGGGGCUCUUGCAGACGGUGAUUUUGUCAUGAUGAUUUGGGGGAGACCUCACCAAGGCGCUGGUUGGUGUUUGUAAAUACCUGAGUGAUUAUUCUAGUCCCUGAAAAAGAAGAAAACAUUGCUAAUUCAAAUGAACGAAGAAGCCCACGAUCCAAGCGCAUGACAGAUCACAUUGCGUUUCUCAUUGACUGUGCAAGGAAAGGAUGCGUCUUUUUACUGGAGAAGGAGCUGCACACAGCUAACAAAUAUCAAGUUGUCCACCUGGA
This is a messenger RNA of Columba livia (rock pigeon), 1045 nucleotides long. RefSeq names its product chromosome 1 C11orf87 homolog (gene C1H11orf87). NCBI's taxonomy places the organism in Eukaryota, Metazoa, Chordata, Aves, Columbiformes, Columbidae. The record is from RefSeq and is a predicted model, not a curated record. The coding region runs from base 335 to 811 and encodes 158 amino acids. The transcript is spliced from 2 exons.